This is a messenger RNA of Boeremia exigua, 1473 nucleotides long. RefSeq names its product glyoxalase-like domain-containing protein. The transcript has 3 exons. The coding region runs from base 1 to 1194 and encodes 397 amino acids. The record is from RefSeq and is a predicted model, not a curated record. Lineage: Eukaryota; Fungi; Ascomycota; Dothideomycetes; Pleosporales; Didymellaceae.
AUGGCAGUGACCCAAGCCCUCGAUCAUCUGAUUCUAUUCCUACCCGUCGACCCAUCGACUUCCUUUCCCAAGCUCCCCUCGUUCUUCGAGAAGAACUUCACCCUUACCCCUGGUGGUACUCACGCCGACGGUCUAACCUCGAACAUCCUGAUCCUCCUUACUGAUGGCUGUUACAUCGAGCUUGUAUCUUUCAUCAACCCCAAGAAAGAUGUAUCGUCACAUUGGUGGGCAUCCGGUGUCCAAAAAUUCGGAUGGAUGGACUGGUGCCUCAUCAACGAGCUCUCACCAAAGGACAGCUGGCAAGCGAUAGGUGGCGGUGAAGGGAGUCAUGACGAACCAGUCGAAGGUGGGAGAAAGAGAGCAGAUGGUGUGGAUGUGAAGUGGGCUGUAACGUUUCCCAAGGGCGAGCAUGGAGGGCAAGCGAGCCGAGGACGAGUGCCGUUCUUCUGUCACGAUAUCACGGAACGACAAGUUCGUGUUCCGCUUAGUGCAGAGAAAACCGCCCACUCGUCUGGAAUUUUGGGCGUGAAGGAGCUCACAGUAGUUGUGCGUGAUGAGCAGCUACUGAGCGAGACGGGCGAGGUGUAUGCAAGGCUAUUUGGGAAGAAGGGCGUGCAAAGAGGGAACGAGUUGAACUUUCAGGCGAGCAGAGUGAAGACAGUCGAGGGACUAGAUGAAGGGGCAAAGGUGGUGCUCAGAUUAUCGAAGGACGAAGAAGAGCAGGCAAGGUUGGAGAAGAUAGGGUACUGGUAUGGCGACGUUGUGCUUGCUGCACCAGCUGGGCAAGGCAAAUCUUCGGGUACGAGAGAGCGACUCGAUGCGGGCGAUGAGAGCGUUUCAGGUAUCUGGGUUGACGUCCACGACGUAGAAGUGCAGGCACUUCCCAAAUUCUCGCGCUAUCAAGCUCCCAUCGACCCCAUCAGGAAGUCAUUUGCGCUGUCCAAGAAGAUGGUAUCUGAUUCUGGAACUCGUACAGUGACUCGAUCUAUGAUAAUGAAGUCUCCACCGACGAUGACCACGUCGACUCGACCUACGACGACCACGUCGACUGGACCUACGACGAUGAGACCUACACCGAGGAGGAUUAUGUCGAACCAUACACCAGCUGUGACAACGAGACCUCCACUGAAGACCAAUACAUCGAGACCAACACUUGUGACGACUCAGCCUACACCAACGAGUCCACCACCAUAGAACACGAAGCCGGCCCCCCUGCAGCCAUCGACCCGGACUGGUACAUCGAUCCCGCCACAAUCGAAGCCCACCGUCUCCAAAACGCCAAAGACAGCCUCGUCCGCAAAGUAGCAUUCGUAAUCAUCAAUUACGAUGACGCCGAAGAAACCCAGUACGAAACCACAUCCCGCUACCGCCUGCGCACCGCCCUCCCCUACUUCCACCACCUACGCGCACACCUGCGAGCCUCCAAUGCCAUCCUCAACGCCCACAGUGCCAGCGCCUUCUCAACACCACACC